AUGCGCGCCUCUCUGCCUGUGUGCGUGUGUGCUGGCGGUCGGGGCCACAGGAAGCCGAGAGAUGACCAGGCAGGCCAUAAGCCUUUAGUACUAUGGCGCCAAGAGUGCAUGCAUGCCACUCUCCCUUCCUCCCUCUCUCUCUCUCUCUCUCUCUCUCUCUCUCUCUCUCUCUCUCUCUCUGUUUUUAUUGUUUCUCUCUCUCUCUCUCUCUCUCUCUGUUUUUAUCGUUUCUCUCUUUCUCUCUCUUUCCCUCCCUCUUUGUUGUUCCUCUUGGAUAAGCAGGGGAUCGGACCAGAGGAUCCGAUCCACUUGACUGGCCUCAACCAGAUCGGCAUGUCCAAGCCCAUCUCAUCGUUUUUCAGCCCCGUGGGCGUCAAGUCUUCCAGCAAGACAUCGGCCAAGCGUGCCCAGGCCGACGUAGACCCUGCAGGUGACCCCGCCUCCCCCACGGCCAAAUCCCCAAAAGGAACGCCCUUGAGCCCAGAGCAACAAAAGCAAAUUGCCGAGAAACGCCUUGAAGCCGUCCUCAAGCAAUGCAAGGCCAAAGGUCUUCCCCUGACCGACAGCCUGGCCCCCGACUGGCGCCAAGCCCUCCGUGCCGAGUUUGACAAGCCCUACUACAAACAGCUCAUGGAGUUUUUGACCAAGCAACAAGCCGCCAAAAAGGUCAUCUACCCGCCUCCGGAGAUGGUGCACUCGUACAGCCGCGCCUGCCGCCUGCGCGACGUCAAGGUCGUCAUCCUCGGCCAGGACCCAUAUCAUGGCCCAGGCCAGGCCCAUGGUCUUUGCUUCAGUGUGCUCAAGGGCGUCGCCAUUCCCGGUAGCCUCCGCAACAUUUACAAAGAGCUGACAGCGGACAUUGAUGGGUUUGUGGCCCCCAAGCACGGCUAUCUCCAAUCCUGGGCCGAUCAGGGUGUGCUGAUGCUCAACGCGUGUUUGACGGUGGAGCACAAGCAGCCCAACUCCCAUGCAGGACAGGGUUGGGAAAAAUACACCGACGCCGUCAUUGCAUGGAUCAGCAAAAACCUCAACAACGUUGUCUUUAUUCUCUGGGGCAAUUAUGCCAAGAAGAAAGGCAGCAAAGUCGAUCAGAAGCGCCACUGUGUCCUCGCUGGCGCCCACCCGUCACCCCUCUCUGCCACCAAGUACUUUGGCUGCCGGCACUUUAGCCGGGCCAACGAGUACUUGAAAAAGCACGGCAAAAAGCCCAUCAACUGGAGCUCCGUUUCUGACGCAUAG
Molecule: messenger RNA, 1239 nt
Organism: Monosiga brevicollis MX1
Lineage: Eukaryota; Choanoflagellata; Craspedida; Salpingoecidae
Exons: 11
Coding region: 1-1239 (412 amino acids)
Biological process (GO): base-excision repair, AP site formation via deaminated base removal; base-excision repair
Cellular component (GO): mitochondrion; nucleus
Molecular function (GO): uracil DNA N-glycosylase activity
Source: RefSeq, a predicted model, not a curated record